AUGGAAACCCCACGCUCCGACUCGCCUCCUUUCGGAGUUCCCGCGGCAGAACUGGAUGACCACCGCCUGCAAGCACACUCCCUUCCACGCUCGAACACGAUAAGCAGAAGUGUUGAGGAUAUUCGUGAUCGUCCCGAUAUUGCAAUCAUAAUUGGAGAUGGCCAUAGCCCUAUCCACAGGGACUACGAACACGCAAUUAUCGAUGACGAUGCCCAGGACAACUUGUCACCCCGUUCUUCCGACCCUAAUAACGAUACAAGUCGAUAUAGCGUUCGCUAUCCGUCGCGCGCUUCUUCCCGCUCACCAUCCCCCCCAAAUUCAGUUAAUGCAUUCGCGAAUCCUGAACAUCGCCGUCGUCAAGAAAGGUCUGCAACGAUCACCAGCCAAGCUCCUUCGGAGCUUGUAUUGGGACUUAGGCGGACGAUGUCCCGUCGCCCAACUUUCACCAAUCAGGAUGAAGGAUCCGUUGUCAAUUCCGGCGAUGAGGCUUCACAGAAAGCGGAGGAGGAUGUCUGCUUCCCCCCACCUGAAGAGACCAGGGUCCGGGGUGGUAUUGAUUUUGAGGAAAUGGAUGAAUUUGUGGCUAACCAAAACCGAGGGAGGCCCCAAACCAAGAGGAGAAAGAUGAGCAGCUGUUCCUCCCUGAAGGCGGAGAGAUACUUUGAGGGUUUCAAAACCAAAUUGACGCCCACCAACACAAACGUCCCGGUUCAGGUGUCCAAGGAUAACGAUGUGUGUUCGGUUAUUGGUGAGAAGGUCGAUCUUUUGACACCAGGGUCUCGCAAUCAGCGAAUGAGCAACCCUGAUCGCUUCAGCUUCUUCUCCUCGGAAAUGGAUUCUACAAUCCAUGCUCCUGAAAUCGGCGACCUUCUCUGCGACGGCGAGAACUUCCAUGACCUUUUCCGGGGUGGCCAGGGUGUUUGGUGGCUCGAUUGCUUCAACCCCAACACCGAGGAAUUGAGCAUGCUCAUGAAGGCAUUCGCGAUUCACCCUUUGACGGCCGAGGAUAUCCGUGUCCAGGAGACCCGCGAGAAGGUCGAGCUCUUCCACUCUUACUACUUUGUGUGUUUCCGGUCUUUUAUCCAGGAUAGGGAAUCCCCGGACUUUAUGGAACCUGUCAAUAUCUAUAUCAUCGUGUUCCGUGAAGGAGUACUGAGCUUCCACUUCAACCCAUGCAAGCACAGUGCUCAAGUGCGCAAGCGUAUACGACAACUGAGGGAUUAUGUAGCUUUGUCAUCUGACUGGAUCUGCUACGCCUUGAUUGACGAUAUCACUGAUUCAUUCGGUCCAUCCAUCCACGACAUUGAGAAAGAGUCUGAUGCCAUUGAGGAUGCUGUAUUUAUUGCACGGACGGAUGACUACACUGAGCUCCUCAAGCAGAUCGGCGAAUGUCGCAAGAAGUGUAUGGGUCUCAUGAGACUAUUAGGGGGCAAGGCCGACGUCAUCAAGGGUUUUGCAAAAAGAUGUAACGAACAAUACCAGGUUACACCUCGUGGCGAGAUCGGUCUCUAUCUUGGUGAUAUCCAAGAUCAUGUUAUCACUAUGAUGAGCAAUCUUUCCCAUUUCGAGAAGAUGCUGUCUCGGUCACACUCCAACUACCUUGCUCAGCUCUCGGUCGACUCAGUCAUGGCCAGUAGCCGUGCCAACGAAGUUCUAGGGAAGAUCACCACUAUUGCGACUAUUCUCGUUCCACUGAACUUGAUUUGUGGUCUGUUCGGAAUGAACGUUCAUGUUCCCGGCCAACAUGAGGAGGAUAGUUAUUACUGGUUCUUUGGAAUACUCGGUGUGAUUUUCACUUUUGUGAUGGUUUCAUUUUUUCUUGCAAAGAGGUGGAGAUUUAUCUAA
Morchella importuna is the source of this 1845-nucleotide messenger RNA. RefSeq lists its product as uncharacterized. The record is from RefSeq and is a predicted model, not a curated record. NCBI's taxonomy places the organism in Eukaryota, Fungi, Ascomycota, Pezizomycetes, Pezizales, Morchellaceae. Gene Ontology annotation, biological process: intracellular magnesium ion homeostasis; magnesium ion transmembrane transport. Gene Ontology annotation, cellular component: plasma membrane. The transcript is spliced from 3 exons. Gene Ontology annotation, molecular function: magnesium ion transmembrane transporter activity. The coding region runs from base 1 to 1845 and encodes 614 amino acids.